This is a messenger RNA of Medioppia subpectinata, 2504 nucleotides long. The record is from the annotation of a GenBank genome assembly. Lineage: Eukaryota; Metazoa; Arthropoda; Arachnida; Sarcoptiformes; Oppiidae.
AUGUCUCACCAUUCGAGUCACACUCACAUCCAGUCUCAGUCACCGGCGGUGGGCUUUCCCUUCGCGUUUGACAGCUUCCAGACCAACGCUCCCAAAGCCAAACGCAACCGCGCGAACCGUAACCGAAAUCGCAAAAUGCGAGCCGAUUCCACCGCUUCCUCUCUGGGAAUGCCGGCCAUCGGCCACAUGUCUGAUGAUCACUCUUCCAGACCAACGCUCCCAAAGCCAAACGCAACCGCGCGAACCCACUACAACCAACAACAGCAUCAUCAGCACCAACACCAACAGCAACAACACUAUCACCAGAGGAGUGGCGGACAGAAGAAGCCGCAGUGGUAUUACGCAGACAGCGGUAACGGCGCCGGCACUUUGGAUCAGUACCGCUUCCAACCGCCUACCGAUCGUCAAAACAGUCGUUUCCGAGAGCGCGCGCAGUCCAACGCCUCAAUGGGCGGCCAAUCGGUCGGUACCGUGACUUCGGAUUACGGCCGUAACCACACGCGUGACCAGCGCUGGAGUGGCGGAUAUCGUAGGAAUGAGGGCCGCAGUGCUGGCCAUCGAAACUACUAUCAAAGGAGAAAAUUUAAUAGAGGAGACGUGUUGACGCGCGAAAUGGAGAACCACGGGAUGGACAACGAACAGACACCCGAGCGGUUGACCCGUAAGACUCACCUAAAGGACGCGUUGCAUAAGAUAUUGAGCUCUAAUUUCCCGAAUUACGAAGUGGAACCGUUUAUCGUCGGGUCGUCGGCCAACGGACUGGCGAACAACAAGUCAGACGUUGACAUCUGUCUCGUGAUGACCGAAAUCGUGGAGAAGCGGUCGGCAAAGGAUGUGAAACACGUGGAACCCUUGAAGGAAUCGGACAAUAGGGACAGUUUAAUCAAUUUGGAUCUGAUCUCGGUGACUCGAGACGACCUCUUGGACUCGGUUGAGAAGGAGACCUCCACUCCCGAGCCAGCGGUGGUCGACCCGGCAGUGGAGACCAAACCGGUGGUCGAAAAGACCGAUGAAUUGAAGGCUAUUAUAAAUUACGAGUCGGACGGCGAGAAGUUGAAUGUGACCGCCUGUGAGAGUCCCCGAUCGAUGGCCAGCGGCGCCGGCAGUGUCUCGUCAACCGAUCCGUCGAUUCCAAUGCUCAAGAAAGUGGAGGAAGUGCUCAAGAACUACAAUUUUGUGCUGAAUAUGCAGAUAAUUAUGGCCAAAGUCCCGAUCUUGAAAUUCGUGGACAGGAUAUCGGGCAUCGAAGUGACUCUCAAUGUUAACAAAUUGGUGUCCAUUCGCAACACUGUUCUGAUCCACGAUUACGUCAAAUACGCGUGCAGUCCGCCAGUGUUGCCAUGUCUUCAGCAGUUGAACCCCAACGGCUAUACCGUGAAGGAGGCGAUGCACGCCUUGCGCACCAAUCGGAAGCCCAAGAGCUGGAAAUCGUUGAACAACUCGUCACUGCGGGACCUAUUGCUGGGUUUCCUCGAGUACUACAGCUAUAGCUUCUGUUUCGCGAAGGACGCCCUCUCUGUCCGGACGGCACACGUAUUGCCCAAACACGUGGUCCAGCGAUACAAGUCUGACGACAACUCCUACAACCACUGGAAGUUCCUGUGCGUUGAGGAGCCGUUCAACCGGACAAACACCGCCCGUUCGGUGUACGACGAGGUCAUGUUUGAGCGCAUCCUUAGUGUCUUCCGCGUCAACGCGUGCAGUCCGCCAGUGUUGCCAUGUCUUCAGCAGUUGAAUCCCAACGGCUAUACCGUGAAGGAGGCGAUGCACGCCUUGCGCACCAAUCGGAAGCCCAAGAGCUGGAAAUCGUUGAACAACUCGUCACUGCGGGACCUAUUGCUGGGUUUCCUCGAGUACUAUAGCUACUCCUUCUGCUUCGCCAAAGACGCCCUCUCUGUCCGGACGGCACACGUAUUGCCCAAACACGUGGUCCAGCGAUACAAGUCUGACGACAACUCAUACAACCACUGGAAGUUCCUGUGCGUUGAGGAGCCGUUCAACCGGACAAACACCGCCCGUUCGGUGUACGACGAGGUCAUGUUUGAGCGCAUCCUUAGUGUCUUCCGCGUCAGUCACUACACACUCCGCCGAUUCCCGCGAUUGGACUCAAUCAUGUCGUCCAAGGAGUACAACAACGACUACACCAAAGUGAUCGACCAAUACGUGACCGCCAUUGAGCCCAGACCUGUCGUCACAGUCGCGGGUUCGCCGCCGGUGUCCGUCAGCCCUAAGACCGCCGCCGCCUCUGUCCGCGAGAGUCCCCUCCCGUCGCCCGACCGUAAGGACACUCCCGACGGAGUGCGACCGCCGACCACUCCGUCCGUCGCCGCCGAGUCGUCGCCCAAGAGUUCGCCCAAAACUGGCGAUUGAGACGUGAUUUUUGACCACAAGUUUUAGGCUUUAAAUUAUACACUAAUAUAACAAAUGUAAUGAGAAAUUGAUUAUAAUUUUGGCUAAUGUUUACAAAACUAAUAAAAUUGAUUUAUUUUGCAAUUUAUAAACAA